Messenger RNA from Penaeus chinensis, 1552 nucleotides. RefSeq names its product 28S ribosomal protein S5, mitochondrial-like (gene mRpS5). NCBI's taxonomy places the organism in Eukaryota, Metazoa, Arthropoda, Malacostraca, Decapoda, Penaeidae. Gene Ontology annotation, cellular component: ribosome. Gene Ontology annotation, molecular function: structural constituent of ribosome; RNA binding. Bases 36 to 1436 code for a protein of 466 amino acids. The record is from RefSeq and is a predicted model, not a curated record. The transcript has 9 exons. Gene Ontology annotation, biological process: translation.
AAUGUUGUUGUCGUAAGCGACCAUCAACACAAACCAUGGCCGGCUCCACUCGGCUCGGUUUACUCGCGAAAAGUUUUAAUUUAUUGUCCGUUUCUCAGCCCCCAUUGAGUCACGGUAUUGUGAGACAGUAUGCAACAGCAGUCCCCUUCACCAGACCAAGCAUUGCAGCAGUUCCUCUCACAACAAAAAUAAACAACGUUAAGCAGAGGCUGAAUCAACCACAGCUCCCUCAGGUGCAGCCAGUCAGGUCAACAAGCUUCUUCAACAAAUUGCCUGCUGAUCAGCUCUGGAAGGGUGUGACGAGUGUGAGCAAUGCCGGCAAGAAGCGUGGACGUGGCAAAGGUGUUGGCAAGAAAAUGGCAAAAAAUCUCAACCGAGGACAGAUGAUUGGUGUUGGACGUGAGAACAUUGUUUGGCCUGGACUAAAUGCCCCCAUUCUGCGAGGGAAGGAGUUGAUACAGCAGCAGAAGCUCCCAAAAGAUACUGAGAGAGAGGCAAAGCUUAUCAAAAUGAGAGACACCAUGGGUGUGUUCCGUCCUCUGCGCCUUGAUCCCCUGGAGAGAGGCUGGUCCGGCAACAAGAUGCCAGGGAGGAGCAUUGGCCCCCCCAACCCUAUUGGGGAAGACAACUUUGAAGGGUUUGAUACCAAGGUACUAGAACUUAAGACAGUGACCCACAUGAGCGGCAUCUUUGGGAGGAAAAGACGCAUGAGUAUGUUUGUUGUCACUGGCAAUGGGAAUGGCCUGGGAGGAUUUGCUCUAGCCAAAGCCAACACCAUGCCGGACACUAUGAGGAAGGCAAAGAACCGGGCAGGACAGAAACUGAUCUACGUUGAACGAUACAACGACCAUACAGUUUUCCAUGACUUCUUUAGCCAGUUUGGAUACACAAAGCUCUUUGUCAAGAAGAAACCUGAGGGCUAUGGUCUGGUCUGCCACCGUGCCAUCCGUACCAUCUGUGAGGUGAUUGGCAUCAAGGACAUCUACGUCAAGGUGGAAGGCUCCACCAACAUCCAGAACCUCACAAAGGCCUUCUUUCUCGGACUCAUCAAUCAGAAAACUCACCAGGAUCUCAGUGAGGCCAAGCAGCUGCAUCUUGUGGAAUUUCGUAAAGAGAACUUGGAAUUCCCCCGGGUUGUGGCUUCCCCCCAGGGCGGCAAGGUGCGCAACCUGGAAGAAAUUCCCAAGGACGAGGAGCUUGACUUCGGCCUGUACACAAUGGACGGCAAGGUGGAACUGCAGAGAAAGAAGUACCCCCCUGGUUAUCAGAGUUUGCCAAGCUACAACACCUUCCUGAAGAAGUACCUGAAGCGCCGCAACCAUGAUAAGGUGAUGGUAGACAUGAGGGUGGAAUACGGGGAACUGCGGAGCUUCUACACCGAGAAACACCCGGAAUGCAAGCCAGGGCCGAAGAGGAAUGCCGAGGAAGCCAUGUAAAUAAACCAAGAGGGUGUGGUCCUCGCGUUGGAGAAAUUGUUUAUACGAUUGUACAUUUUAUUGAUUUUGUGUCUUAUAUGAUCUGUAGAGAUUAAAUAAAUGAGGAAAUAUAGUUA